ACAACAGAAGAGGCACACGCAGAACUAUGCUACGCUGAGCUGCUACUUCAGCAGGCCUUUCUUACUUUCAUCCAGGAUGAGAAUUUUGUAAGUUUCAUUAAAGGCGCUUUCAAAGUUAAAACCUGCCUAAAUUCUUACAAGGAAUCAGUAGAGAUAAUGAAGAAGAGGUCGUGGAAAGAAAAUGAAGGAUUGGAAGACUUCAAGACUGGAAUAUGUAUGGGAGUCGGUGCUUUUAAUCUGAUGAUCUCACUUCUUCCUCCCCGCAUUCUGAAAGUUCUAGAGUUCGUUGGCUAUAGAGGGAGCAAGGAAAAGGGCUUAAGAGAAUUAGAAACCGGAGCGAUGCUGUCAGAUACGUUGAGGAGCCCCAUCUGUUCAGUUCUCUUGAUACAGUAUCAUAUUAUUAUCUCUUACAUAUUUGGCCUCGGAGACGGGGACACGGAAUUAUCUUCACGCCUAUUGGACACCAUGCAGGCCAAAUGCCCCAACAGCGCCAUCUUCCAUUUUCUUAGGGGCAGGAUCUAUGAGGUUUCCGGCGAUAUUGAUAGAGCCAUUAUGACGUUUGAGGAGAGCAUAGAUUCGCAGGACCAAUGGAAGCAACUCCAUCAUUUUUGCUGCUGGGAGCUCAUGUGGUGUCAUUCCUAUCUUGGAAAUUGGUUGCUGGCGAUGAAGUAUGCUGAGAAGUUAUUCGAAGAAAGUAAGUGGAGCAAAUCCAUGUAUGCCUACCUCAAAGGGACCUUCAUGAUGAUGAUGAUGAUGAAGACGACGACGAUGAUGACGAUGAUGGUUCCGCGUCUGAAGCAGAGGAUAGCUGGAAAGUCAGUACCAGUGGAGAAGUGGGCCGUCAUGAAGGUCCAGAUGUACUAUGAGCAGUCUGAAUUUCUAAUGCUGCCUGCAUACGAAGUGAUGUACGUGUGGAAUGGCUUCGAGGUGAUGGGCAAGAGGGAGGAGCUGAUCGUCAGCGUCAUCAGCGUCAUUGAGGAGGCUCUCAGAAAUUUGACGAUGACGUCAGAGGACGAUGCGCCGAACAUUAUGAAAUUCGACAACGCCUGCCUGUUGAAUCUUCUUCUCGGCGUCUGCUUCCGUUUGAUCGGUCAGUUUGACAGCGCCGAAAAGUGUUUUGCAUUUGUCAUCGAUAACAAGAAGAACGUACAACGUGAUACAUACCUCGUUCCCAGCUGCAUGUACGAACGCGGGUUGUUAUUCAUGCAGAUGAUGAAGUUUAAAGAAGCUGAGAGAAGUUUUGACGACGCUAGGUUAGUGUCUAUGUAUGUGUAUUUAUCGCACUCUCUCUCUCUCUUUCUUUCUCUCUCUCUCUCUCUCUCUCUCUCUUUCUCUUUCUUUCUCUAUAUCUUUUUCUCUUUCUUUCUUUUUCUCUCUAUGUUUCUAUUUCUUCUAUCUUUGUCUACUUGCGUGUGUGUCUGUGUAUGUUUGCGUGUGUGUGUGCCGGCGUGUGUGUGUAUGUGUGUGUUCCAAGUGUCUAGUAACCAUAAUUGA
Molecule: messenger RNA, 1494 nt
Organism: Helobdella robusta
Lineage: Eukaryota; Metazoa; Annelida; Clitellata; Rhynchobdellida; Glossiphoniidae
Exons: 11
Molecular function (GO): protein binding
Source: RefSeq, a predicted model, not a curated record